Sinocyclocheilus anshuiensis is the source of this 2098-nucleotide messenger RNA. It is a transcript of the gene gja9b, whose product is annotated as gap junction protein alpha 9b. The record is from RefSeq and is a predicted model, not a curated record. Gene Ontology annotation, molecular function: gap junction channel activity. NCBI's taxonomy places the organism in Eukaryota, Metazoa, Chordata, Actinopteri, Cypriniformes, Cyprinidae. Gene Ontology annotation, biological process: cell-cell signaling. Gene Ontology annotation, cellular component: connexin complex.
UGGUGCUUCGGCAUGUUGAGGAACAGCAGAACCCCAGUCGCUUCACUUAACAGCUGGACUUCAUUAAUUAAUAAUCCAUAAUUGCUUUGUGAGUUAUGUGCUGUGUCUCACUACAUCAGGACAGUGAAGACUUAUUUGGUCCAAAUGACCUGCAGGCCUUUACAGCGGCACGGCAAUAAAUCGCAUUGAUUACUUUGGUCGGGAUAUAAAGUUAGCAGUGACCUAGAUUUCUCAAACCACAGCGUCCGGUCGAAUGAAGAACAGCAGCCUCUUUCAGAUAAUUGUUAGAUGUAUCUUGAUCAUGCCACCAACAUGACCAACGCUUUUUCCUCAUUCAGUGUUUUUAUAUCUUUUAGAAAAGUGAUUAUUUCAAAUGCAGCAGUGAUGUCCGUGUGAGGAUGGGCGACUGGAACUUUCUGGGAGGGAUUCUGGAGGAGGUUCACAUCCACUCCACUAUGGUGGGGAAGAUCUGGCUCACCAUCCUCUUCAUCUUCCGCAUGCUGGUGCUGUGUGUGGCGGCCGAGGACGUGUGGAACGACGAGCAGUCCGACUUCAUCUGUAACACGGAGCAGCCCGGCUGCCGCAACGUUUGCUACGACCGCGCCUUCCCCGUCUCCCUGAUCCGCUACUGGGUCCUGCAGGUCAUCUUCGUGUCCUCGCCCUCGCUGGUCUACAUGGGCCACGCCAUCUACCAGCUGCGCGCCCUGGAGAAGGAGCGUCACUGCAAGCGUGUGGCUCUCCGGAGCGAGCUGGAGACGAUGGAGGCAGAGCUGGCGGAGGCUCGGCGGCGGGUGGAGCGGGAGCUGCGGCAGCUGGAGCAGGGGAAGCUCAACAAGGCUCCGCUCCAGGGCCCACUGCUGCAGACCUACCUGGCGCACAUCGUGACCCGCUCCGUGGUGGAGGUGGGCUUCAUGACGGGCCAGUACCUGCUCUACGGACACCACCUGGAGCCUCUGUACAAGUGCGAGCGGGAGCCGUGUCCCAACGUGGUGGACUGCUUCAUCUCGCGACCCACCGAGAAGAGCGGCUUCAUGGUGUUCAUGCAGGGCAUCGCCGCCACGUCCCUGUUCCUCAGCCUGCUGGAGAUCCUGCACCUGGCCUACAAGAAACUGAAGAAGGGGCUUCUGGACUACUAUCCUCACCUGAAAGACGACCUGGGCGACUAUUACGGUGCCAAGAAGAACUCUGUGGUGCAUCAGGGGCGCAUCCCGACGGCGCCCAGCGGAUUCGCUCCGCUCCUGGAGAAACAGGGCAACGGACCCACAAACCCCGUGCUCAUUAACCCCUCGUCUGCGUUUGUGCCCAUCCAGGGCGUGUCGGACGUGCAGCGGGAGAACAAGGACAUCGUUCCCGGUCUGCUGGAGCGCAACAGCAAUUCAAACAACGCUUGCAGCGAGACUCGCUCCCCUGUCACACACACGCGGUUCCCAUUGGAGUCGGAGAGCGCAGGCUUCAGCAGCCUCCUGAUAACGGACCCGCGCAAGCAGCGGCGAGCCAGUCCGGCCUGGAACUGCAGCAGGUGGAAGGGAACGGCUCGGACAGCGGAGACGGCGGCAGGGCCGACCUGAGGGCCGGCGGGACACAAACACCGGACUCUGAGCCCAGCUCUGGCUCACGGGAACAUGGUUCUGUAGAAAGUCCCUCCUUCUCACCCAGUCGGCAACGAACUUCACUGGCGAGCAGCAGCAGACGAGCAGCCAGCGACCUGCAGAUCUGAGGGUCUGUUUCUCACAGUAAUUACAAGCUGUUCUCUUUAGUCUUAAUCAAAGGGAUAGCAGUGUUUCCCAUUCAUUAACUAGGCGGCCCGCCACAGUCUAAUCUGUCCCGCCACAGUUUCAUAAUAAACCGAAGAUAUAUUUAUUCUUCUCAUAUAACAUUAAAGUUCUUUAACGUUGUGUUUCACGCCAUUGCUUUGGCAAGUAUCCGUCAAACGAAUUAAAACCGAAAGCGUAAUAUGACUUAUCAAGUCUGUUUGUGCUGCUUGUUUCGAAGUGAAGCGCACACUUUGCACACGCGAUCGGCUCGUGAUCCGGUGUUUUCCGCGUCUCAGAGCAGCUCCGUUCACACUGACUGCAGUGAACUCCGUUAUUGAAUGUGC